Molecule: messenger RNA, 1987 nt
Organism: Ciona intestinalis (vase tunicate)
Lineage: Eukaryota; Metazoa; Chordata; Ascidiacea; Phlebobranchia; Cionidae
Source: RefSeq, a predicted model, not a curated record
CUAGUUAAUUUCCUUUACAGCCAACACUAUCUAAUAUAACCUUAUAUUGACCUCGAUAUACAUUGUACGCAACGAAGCAACAUAAUAUAUUCCCAUCCAUACCCAACACACACAGCGCUUACACAACCAAACACAACUUCCUGAUUUCAUGUCUGUAACAGCCAGGCACGUUGCUCUCUCCUUUGUACAAUGAGAAGAAAGCAAUUCUCGUGUGCGGUCAACUGGGACGACGAGUUGCCUUCUUCUUUUCUCUCUCCCAUUCACAGAAUUCAGGAAAUGCUCUCUCCCGCCACAUGUGGUGAAACAUCAAACGCAGUUACACGUCACACAUAUUUUAUAUUUCUAUGUUACCACCGCGCAACUAAUCGUUUAUUUCGUCACCAACUCGCGAGGUGUCAUAUUGUGACGAAAUAAUUACUCGUUUCCCGCGUUUUGUCAUUCGAGAAGAAACUGGAAAUGAAAACAAUGGAUUUCCGCUCAAGAUCGUUUGUCACGUUAUAAUAUGGAAACAAACAGCGAUUAUACGUCAUAGAUAGUUGACAAACCGGUUGCUUAAUUUGAACAUGAUAUGAGACAUCACUCUACUGCGUUACUUAACCACUGUACCACACAACGUCACCACUGUACCACACAACGUCACCACUGUACCACACAACGUCACCACUGUACCACACAACGUCACCACUGUACAAACGAGCUAAUAGUUACCAGACUUAACCUAGAUAUCAACGACGCUCCAAUUCGAUGCUGGUGGCAACGGCGCAUCAAGUUACACACCUCGUGCUGUAGCCAACUAUACCUACAUUCACAUAUAGGAACACAUGAUACGCCUUAUGUUUAACAACAACCCGACUAAAUCUACAUACACGAUACACAGGAAUAGAGAACAUGAUCCUGCAUAUGGAACCACCCGCUAACCCACGCACAUACACAUAUAAACCUACGACUUCUCAUAACACCCAGCCAAAUUAUUUAAAAAAAACUACCAGUUUGUACAGGGAAAGUGACGUCACUUCACGUAACAAUCACAAUUGUGAGGUAAAUGCCUGCAGGUUAAAAUAAAUGACAAAUCUAAUUUUUAAAUUCCCGAAUAUUUUAAGUUACAGCGCGAUAAACUUAGAACAGACAUCGCAAAUAUUUGUUCUAGAACCACAACAUUGUUUGUGACGUCACAGUGAAUAAAUAAAGCCCCGCUUUGUAGGUUUUGCGUUCAAUUCAAAGCAUUCGGCAUUUUUUCAUCCGUGGCGUGUACAGCGAUUGUAGCUUUGCUGCUAGUUUCAUUCUCUUCGUUGUUUUGAUUUAUUUGAUCUUCGCUGUCUCAUUUGAAGAGACAAAUAAACGUAAAUGUUAUUUUAAAACAUAUCUAAAACUUUUAAGCUAUGUCACCAAAACACCCCAUACAUAAUGACGUCAUCAAAAUCUAUCCUACACGAUGACGUAUGCGGCACAUUAGAUCAGCCACCCCCCCAGGCGUUUAUAGUUUGAACAACAUUUGUUAGCCGCCAGCAAAUUAAACACGAUAAUGCUGCAACGAAAAACCAAAGUACUUCUCCUGCUUAUGGUAACGUUGGUAGUUUAUGCAGUUUGUGCUUGGAAAGCUGAAGGGAAAGUUGAAAUGGCUAAGCUUAAAUUUAAAGAAGACGACGAGGGGUUCUUAUACGGGGAGUUUCCCCCCUCGUUUCAAUGGAGCGUCGCUACAAGUGCUUACCAAAUAGAAGGUGGCGCCGAUCAGGGGGGUAGAGGGGCGAGUAUAUGGGACCAUUAUUCACGUGUGGGUGGAACAGCAGAUGGGAGUAAUGGAGAUGUGGCAUGUGACAGUUACAACAGGCAUAAGGAAGACGUAGCUUUGGUGAAACAACUUGGGGUGACGAGUUAUCGAUUCUCAAUCUCGUGGUCGAGGGUUUUGCCGACGGGGAGAAUUGGUGGGUUGGCUGUUGUUAUGAAUAAGUGUACAAUGAGUUUGGUGGUUGGCUUAGUGAUGUCAUAA